Molecule: messenger RNA, 1743 nt
Organism: Daldinia vernicosa
Lineage: Eukaryota; Fungi; Ascomycota; Sordariomycetes; Xylariales; Hypoxylaceae
Exons: 3
Coding region: 1-1743 (580 amino acids)
Biological process (GO): protein polyubiquitination
Molecular function (GO): metal ion binding; ubiquitin protein ligase activity
Source: RefSeq, a predicted model, not a curated record
AUGUCCGAAUAUCGUCAUAUGAGGUCCGGCAGCUUAAAUAUUCCAUCCCAGACAACUACGAUGAGUCCGAUAGUUCCGUCACACGGUCGCUUCGAUGGCCCGAGGAGUCCACCGAACACGUCGCACGUUCCAUGUAAAUUCUUUCGACAAGGCGCAUGUCAGGCUGGUUCCGCUUGUCCCUUCAGUCACGAUCUCGGUACUGCUGCAGAAACGGUGUGCAAAUACUUUGCCAAGGGCAAUUGCAAGUUCGGACCAAAAUGUGCUAAUGUCCACGUCCUCGCCGACGGUAGACGAAUCAACUAUGGUAAAAAUGGUAUCACCAUAGGCCAACCUAUUCACCUGGGCGGUCGAGUCAAUCCAAGCUUCAACUCUUCCUCGAACAGCGCCUUGACGAAUUCUUUCAUGCGCGCCGAUGCCAAUCCUUCAUACGGAAACUCAUACGGAUAUCCAAUGUCCCCGAGCGAUACUUAUCAAUCCAUUGACCGUCGACCGAGCUUAGAAAACGUUCCAACCAUCGAUACUACAUAUUCCCACACGAGUUCUCAAUAUGGUUCACCACGUGAAGAAGACCCGACCCGUCUUGGUUUAGGACUUUCGCCCGUAGCUGCUAAGGGGCUGUCCGUUCUUGACGCUCCUCUUCCCGCAUCUUUCGAUUCGAAUGGAAUUUCCAAUGCCGCCAGAUACCCCGGUGCGCCGUGGCCAUCCUCGAUGCCCUCGCAAUUUGGACUUGAUUCCCCUUCACCAUCCUUAAACGCGGCUAAGGAUUCGAGAACUUCAGAAACCCUUAAGCUUCUACACCACUCGGCAUUCGGUAGCAACGAGCAUUUGUCUUCGGUUGCGGCCGGUUCUUCGCCACCGACCCAACCAUCCGACGAAUACUUUGGCAGACGUCAGAUGCACUCGAGCCGCUAUGCCAAGCCUAAGAUGCUUAGCAGCAGCGCGCCGCGUGCUAUCGCCGGUGCCAUCGACCGAGAUUGGGAGUCUGAUUUUUCUUUUCUGGAGGAGGAUUAUUUGCCUGACAAUCUGAAAGACUUGUUAACGCCGGCGGAGAAAGCACGGCGCGGUUCACGAGCAGCCGACGAAGAAUCCAACGGCCAUAGGGGAAAUGGUACUUCACCUAGCAUCGCUGGGAUGAGUGGCACGGGGACACCCAAUGGCGAGGUAAGCUCCAAAUUCGGCAGCCCAAUGGCAUCGAGUCCAAGCCGGUGGGGACCGCUAUUUCAACGGCAGCACGAGGAACACGAGGCGAAGAAACAUGCAGCAGCAGCUAGUGCAGGUGCAUUUGGACACGUCGGAAGUCCCCUUCGCCAAUCCAGCCUCAGUGCCAACGUUGUGCGACCACACAAUUCGAGCCGGUCCAGUAGCAUCGAGGGUCUAAGUGCCUUGUCCCAGCAGCUGCAGCGCACACGCAUCGACAGCAACGGAGGCGAAUCACCGCUAUUGCAUCCCAAUUCGCAUACGUCGCGACCAUCAAACGGCCGAGCCGGCGAACGCCACGUCAGCAGCGGCUCCAUCAGCUCUAGCGCCCGGUAUACCACUCCUAUAGGGGAAGAGGACGGCGAAUUCGUAUUCAGCAUGGACGAGGACGGCGAUCGAGACAGCACUAUAAGGGCACGGAAGCGAAUGUCCGGCGUAGGCACCGCUAUGAGCGUCUGGGGUUCUAGCUACGCUGGCGUUGCUGCAGGACCCGGGAAGAAGGACGAUGGUGCCGCGAGAGUGGUCGAAGGGGUCGGUGGCCGGUGA